CCCGUCGGGUCCCUGGAACCGAACCUGGUGGAGGGGAGGGGGCCCCUCAGGGACUUGGGGGGUAACCAUGGGGCACCCCCGAAAUCCCUUUCCCGGGUGGGAACUCUCCUCCGGAAGAGGCGCAGAGAGACACUUUCCCUGGGAUCUUAAGUGUGGGGGCGGCUAGCUGGGGGCGCUCAUCUGCCUCAACUCUGGAGGCUUGGGAGAGAGUUGGCAGCGACUAGUGGACCGGCCAUGACCUAGGCCCUCUGGCCCGGGCCCCGGCCACAAUGACCUCUUUGCCCUGUCCCCUCCCUGGCCGGGAUGUCUCCAAAGUUGUCUUCCGGGACCUCGCCCCCGUCCCGACAGUGGUGGCUGCCUAUCCGUUUGGUCUACGCCCGACAACCGCAGCCUCCCCGGAUUUGUCCUACCCCCGGCCGUAUGGUCACCUCCUGUCCUACUCCUCCUACACCAGGCCGGCAACCCCGGGAGACUCCUACCUGCCCUGCCAGCAACCCUCGGCGCCAUCUCAGCCCCUCUGCGGGCCCGCUGAACACCACCAGGAACUCCAAGCAGAAUCUGAGAAGCUGCUGUCCCCAGAGCCCUCUCAGCAGUGCCAGCAGCCCCCUUCCAGGAAGCCGCGCAAGCCGAGGACCAUCUACUCCAGCCUCCAGCUGCUGCACCUGAACCAGCGUUUCCAGCACAGGCAGUACUUGGCGCUGCCGGAGAGGGCCCAGCUGGCAGCGCAGCUUGGCCUCACCCAAACCCAGGUAAAGAUCUGGUUUCAGAACAAACGCUCCAAAUAUAAGAAGUUCCUGAAGCAGAAUUCUGGGGGGCAGGAAGGGGACUUCUCCAGGAGACCCCCCUCUCUGUCUACCUGCUCUCCACCCCUUUCAUCCCUCUGGGAUCUACCCAAGGGAGGUACGCUGUCCACCAGUGGCUAUGGCAACAACUUUGGAGCCUGGUAUCAGCAUCACUCCCCAGAUGUGCUGGCUCUGCCUCAGAUGAUGUGAGUCUGGGGAAUGACUGGUCAGGCUUUAGCUCUCCUGCCAAGUCCAGGUCCAGCACACCUGCACCCCUUCUGGGAGGAGAGGAAACUGGCUCCAGAUGGGCUUUCUCAGAAGACAAGAAGCAGGAGGAACAAAAAGAAUGGGGUGGAGGCCGGCUCUCUAAACUAGAGAGCCAAAUCAAGGACUUCAGCCUUUACCACUGCCUUCACUGCUACCAUGGACUGGACAACUCCCUCCACUGGGACAAAGUCUUUAGAGAAAGUGUCAUCAGCUGGAGUUUAGACUGCCAGGGUCUUGCCACUCCUCUUCCACUUCAAAGGACUGGAAUCCCAUCGCAGGCUAGGAUCCAAACCAGGAGGAAACCAAAUAUUGUUCUCUGCUUGCAUCUCAGCCCCUACCCAGCCCAUGUGUGAACAGAAGCAGAAGAGGACACAGAGUCUCCAAGUUGGUCAUCAUCUGGUCCCUGCUGCUCACCUACCUGGUUAUUCCUGGUGGUCAACCCAUUACCUCCAUCACUGAGGGUAUGGUCUAAUGGCAGAGAGCAUGCUUAGUAUGUAUGAGGCACCAGCACCAAAAAAACAAAAACAAAAACAACACAAAAAACUA
Nannospalax galili (Upper Galilee mountains blind mole rat) is the source of this 1595-nucleotide messenger RNA. RefSeq names its product distal-less homeobox 4 (gene Dlx4). Gene Ontology annotation, biological process: cell differentiation; negative regulation of transcription by RNA polymerase II; embryo development. NCBI's taxonomy places the organism in Eukaryota, Metazoa, Chordata, Mammalia, Rodentia, Spalacidae. Gene Ontology annotation, molecular function: RNA polymerase II cis-regulatory region sequence-specific DNA binding; DNA-binding transcription factor activity, RNA polymerase II-specific. Bases 270 to 992 code for a protein of 240 amino acids. The record is from RefSeq and is a predicted model, not a curated record. The transcript has 3 exons.